AUGUCAGGCUUCCCUCGCGCAGACCUCUUCACAAGUAAUAUCGGCACCUUUAACCAUUUCAACAACAGUGGCUCCAAAUCCCCCAGUAAGUUUUACUGCUACACCACCCACAACAGCUGUGUCAAUGUCGACGACAGGGGCAACCUCGCAGAGCACGACAUCCAUAACCACAGCGAUGGCACAAACAUCAUCGGAGUCGACGGUGAAAACUACUUCACGCGUAGGAACAACCAUGGGGACAUCGCCCGGAUCCAUAGUUGUGGCGACUACAUCUGCGAAGACAAUUUCAACUGCUGCACUGUCAACUACCACAGGUUCUCUGGCUUCAUCAACAGCCCAAGUUUCUUCCACCUCAUCUAUAGCAGGAACUUCACCUUCAUCAACAGGCCCAGUCUCUUCUGCGUCAACUGCACCAGGAACUGCACCUUCAUCAACAGCCCCAGUCUUUUCUGCGUCAACUGCACCAGGAACUGCACCAGGAACUGCACCCUCAUCAACAGCCCCAGUCUCUUCUGCUUCAACUGCACCAGGAACUGCACCUUCAUCAACAGUCCCGGUCUCUUCUGCCUCAACUGCACCAGAAACUGCACCUUCAACAACAGCCCCAGUCUCUUCUGCCUCAACUGCACCAGGAACUGCACCUUCAUCAACAGCCCCAGUCUCUUCUGCCUCAACUGCACCAGGAACUACACCUUCAUCAACAGCCCCAGUCUCUUCUGUGCCAACUGCACCAGGAACUGCACCUUCAUCAACAACCCCAGUUUCUUCUGCCUCAACUGCACCAGGAACUGCACCUUCAUCAACAGCCCCAGUCUCUUCUGCUUCAACUGCACAAGGAACUGCACCUUCAUCAACAGCCCCAGUCUCUUCUGCCUCAACUGCACCAGGAACUGCCCUUUCAUCAACAGUCCCCAUCUCUUCUGCCUCAACUGCACCAGGAACUGCACCUUCAUCAACAGCCCCAGUCUCUUCUGCCUCAACUGCACCAGGAACUGCACCUUCAUCAACAGCCCCAGUCUCUUCUGCCUCAUCUGCACCAGAAACUGCACCUUCAUCAACAGCCCCAGUCUCUUCUGCUUCAACUGCAGCAGGAACUGCACCUUCAUCAACAGUCCCAGUCUCUUCUGCCUCAACUGCAGCAGGAACUGCACCUUCAUCAACAGCGCCAGUCUCUUCUGCUUCAACUGUUCCAGGAACUGCACCUUCAUCAACAGCCCCAGUCUCUUCUGCCUCAACUGCACCAGGAACUGCACCUUCAUCAACAGCCCCAGUCUCUUCUGCCUCAACUGCACCAGGAACUGCACCAUCAUCAACAGUCCCAGUCUCUUCUGCCUCUUCUGCACCAGGAACUGCACCUUCAUCAACAGCCCCAGUCUCUUCUGCUUCAACUGCUCCAGGAACUGCACCUUCAUCAACAACCCCAGUUUCUUCUGCCUCAACUGCACCAGGAACUGCACCUUCAUCAACAGCCCCAGUCUAUUCUGCUUCAACUGCACAAGGAACUGCACCUUCAUCAACAGCCCCAGUCUCUUCUGCCUCAACUGCACCAGGAACUGCCCUUUCAUCAACAGUCCCAGUCUCUUCUGCCUCAACUGCACCAGGAACUGCACCUUCAUCAACAGCCCCAGUCUCUUCUGCCUCAACUGCAGCAGGAACUGCACCUUCAUCAACAGCGCCAGUCUCUUCUGCUUCAACUGUUCCAGGAACUGCACCUUCAUCAACAGCCCCAGUCUCUUCUGCCUCAACUGCACCAGGAACUGCACCUUCAUCAACAGCCCCAGUCUCUUCUGCCUCAACUGCACCAGGAACUGCAUCUUCAUCAACAGCCCCAGUCUCUUCUGCCUCAACUGCAGCAGGAACUGCACCUUCAUCAACAGCGCCAGUCUCUUCUACUUCAACUGUUCCAGGAACUGCACCUUCAUCAACAGCCCCAGUCUCUUCUGCCUCAACUGCACCAGGAACUGCACCUUCAUCAACAGUCCCAGUCUCUUCUGCCUUUUCUGCACCAGGAACUGCACCUUCAUCAACAGCCCCAGUCUCUUCUGCUUCAACUGCUCCAGGAACUGCACCUUCAUCAACAACCCCAGUUUCUUCUGCCUCAACUGCACCAGGAACUGCACCUUCAUCAACAGCCCCAGUCUAUUCUGCUUCAACUGCACAAGGAACUGCACCUUCAUCAACAGCCCCAGUCUCUUCUGCAUCAAUUGCACCAGGAACUGCACCUUCAUCAACAGUCCCAGUCUCUUCAGCCUCAUCUGCACCAGGAACUGCACCUUCAUCAACAGCCCCAGUCUAUUCUGCCUCAACUGCAGCAGGAACUGCACCUUCAUCAACAGCCCCAGUCUCUUCUGCUUCAACUGCUCCAGGAACUGCACCUUCAUCAACAGCCCCAGUCUCUUCUGCCUCAACUGCACCAGGAACUGCACCUUCAUCAACAGCCCCAGUCUCUUCUGCUUCAACUGCACAAGGAACUGCACCUUCAUCAACAGCCCAAGUCUCUUCUGCCUCAACUGCACCAGGAACUGCCCUUUCAUCAACAGUCCCAGUCUCUUUUGCCUCAACUGCACCAGGAACUGCACCUUCAUCAACAGCUCCCGUCUCUUCUGCCUCAACUGCAGCAGGAACUGCACCUUCAUCAACAGCCCCAGUUUCUUCUGCCUCAACUGCACCAGGAACUGCCCUUUCAUCAACAGUCCCAGUUUCUUCUGCCUCAACUGCACCAGGAACUGCACCUUCAUCAACAGCCCCAGUCUCUUCUGCCUCAACUGCACCAGGAACUGCACCUUCAUCAACAGUCCCAGUUUCUUCUGCCUCAACUGCACCAGGAACUGCACCUUCAUCAACAGCCACAGUCUCUUCUGCCUCAACUGCACCAGGAACUGCACCUUCAUCAACAGCCCCAGUCUCUUCUGCCUCAACUGCACCAGGAACUGCACCUUCAUCAACAGCCCCAGUCUUUUUGGCCUCAACUGCACCAGGAACUGCGCCUUCAUCAACAGCCCCAGUCUCUUCUGCUUCAACUGCAGCAGGAACUGCAGCUUCAUCAACAGCCCCAGUCUCUUCUGUGCCAACUGCACCAGGAACUGCACCUUCAUCAACAACCCCAGUUUCUUCUGCCUCAACUGCACCAGGAACUGCCCUUUCAUCAACAGUCCCAGUCUCUUCUGCGUCAACUGCACCAGGAACUGCACCUUCAUCAACAGCCCCAGUCUCUUCUGUCUCAACUACACCAGGAACUGCACCUUCAUCAACAGCCCCAGUCUCUUCUGCAUCAACUGCAGCAGGAACUGCACCUUCAUCAACAGCCCCAGUCUCUUCUGCUUCAACUGCUCCAGGAACUGCACCUUCAUCAACAGGCCUAGUCUCUUCUGCCUCAACUGCACCAGGAACUGCACCUUCAUCAACAGCCCCAGUCUCUUCUGCUUCAACUGCACAAGGAACUGCACCUUCAUCAACAGCCCCAGUCUCUUCUGCCUCAACUGCACCAGGAACUGCACCUUCAUCAACAGCCCCAGUCUCUUCUGCGUCAACCGCAUCAGGAAUUGCAACUUCAUCAACAGCCCCAGUCUCUUCUGCUUCAACUGCACCAGGAACUGCACCUUCAUCAACAGCCCCAGUCUCUUCUGCCUCAACUGCACCAGGAACUGCACCUUCAUCAACAGCCCCAGUCUCUUCUGCCUCAACUGCACCAGGAACUGCACCUUCAUCAACAGCCCCAGUCUCUUCUGCCUCAACUGCACCAGGAACGGCACCUUCAUCAACAGCCCCAGUCUCUUCUGCUUCAACUGCAGCAGGAACUGCAUCUUCAUCAACAGCCCCAGUCUCCUCUGUGCCAACUGCACCAGGAACUGCACCUUCAUCAACAACCCCAGUUUCUUCUGCCUCAACUGCACCAGGAACUGCCAUUUCAUCAACAGUCCCUGUCUCUUCUGCCUCAACUCCAGCAGGAACUGCACCUUCAUCAACAGCCCCAGUCUCUUCUGCUUCAACUGCUCCAGGAACUGCACCUUCAUCAACAGCCCCAGUCUCUUCUGCCUCAACUGCACCAGGACCUGCACCUUCAUCAACAGCCCCAGUCUCUUCUGCGUCAACUGCACAAGGAACUGGACCUUCAUCAACAGCCCCAGUCUCUUCUGCCUCAACUGCACCAGGAACUGCACCUUCAUCAACAGCCCCAGUCUCCUCUGCUUCAACUGCACCAGGAACUGCACCUUCAUCAACAGCCCCAGUCUCUUCUGUUUCAACUGCAGCAGGAACUGCACCUUCAUCAACAGCCCUAGUCUCUUCUGUGUCAACUGCACCAGGAACUGCACCUUCAUCAACAGCCCCAGUCUCUUCUGCUUCAACUGCACCAGGAACUGCACCUUCAUCAACAAUCCCAGUCUCUUCUGCCUCAACUGCACCAGGAACUGCACCUUCAUCAACAGCCCCAGUCUCUUCUGCUUCAACUGCACAAGGAACUGCACCUUCAUCAACAGCCCCAGUCUCUUCUGCCUCAACUGCACAAGGAACUUCAUCAACAACCCCAGUUUCUUCUGCCUCAACUGCACAAGGAACUGCCCUUUCAUCAACAGUCCCAGUCUCUUCUGCCUCAACUGCACCAGGAACUGCACCAUCAUCAACAGCCCGAGUCUCUUCUGCUUCAACUGUAGCAGGAACUGCACCUUUAUCAACAGCCCCAGUCUCUUCUGCCUCAACUGCACCAGGAACUGCACCUUCAUCAACAGCCCCAGUCUCUUCUGCGUCAACUGCACCAGGAACUGCACCUUCAUCAACAGCCCCAGUCUCUUCUGCCUCAACUGCACCAGGAACUGCACCUUCAUCAACAGCCCCAGUCUCUUCUGCCUCAACUGCAGCAGGAACUGCACCAUCAUCAACAUCCCCAGUCUCUUCUGCCUCAACUGCACCAGGAACUGCACCUUCAUCAACAGCCCAAGUCUCUUCUGCGUCAACUGCACCAGGAACUGCACCUUCAUCAACAGCCCCAGUCUCUUCUGCCUCAACUGCGCCAGGAACUGCACCUUCAUCAACAGCCCCAGUCUCUUCUGCGUCAACUGCACCAGGAACUGCACCUUCAUCAACAGUCCCAGUCUCUUCUGCCUCAACUGCACCAGGAACUGCAUCUUCAUCAACAGCCCCAGUCUCUUCUGCCUCAACUGCAGGAGGAACUGCACCUUCAUCAACAGCCCCAGUCUCUUCUGCUUCAACUAUAGCAGGAACUGCACCUUCAUCAACAGCCCACGUUUCUUCUGCGUCAACUGCACCAGGAACUGCACCUUCACCAACAGCCCCAGUCUCUUCUGCCUCAACUGUGCCAGGAACUGCACCUUCAUCAACAGCCCCAGUCUCUUCUGCUUCAACUGCAGCAGGAACUGCACCUUCAUCAACAGCCCCAGUCUCGUCUGCGUCAACUGCACCAGGAACUGCACUUUCAUCAACAACCCCAGUUUCUUCUGCCUCAACUGCACCAGGAACUGCCCUUUCAUCAACGGUCGCAGUCUCUUCUGCCUCAACUGCACCAGGAACUGCACCUUCAUCAACAGGCCCAGUCUCUUCUGCUUCAACUGCACCAGGAACUGCACCUUCAUCAACAGCUCCAGUCUCUUCUGCUUCAACAGCACCAGGAACUGCACCUUCAUCAACAGCCCCAGUCUCUUCUGCCUCAACUGCACCAGGAACUGCACCUUCAUCAACAGCCCCAGUCUCUUCUGCUUCAGCUGCAGCAGGAACUGCAUCUUCAUCAACAGCCCCAGUCUCUUCUGCUUCAACUGCACAAGGAACUGCAACUUCAUCAACUGCCCCAGUCUCUUCUGCACCAUCGGCACCAACAUCAUAUUCGGUAGCAGUAUCCUACUACUCUACAGCUGGGCCAAGCUCAGUAACGGCUCCUUCAACAGCUGUGAAAAUUACGCUUUCAUCUGCACCAGGAUCCACAACAGCGAUAAAAACGACGAUCCUUACCUCUUCAAGUCCUCAGACUAUUUCCGAAGCUCCAUUCGUCUCUGUGACAAAUGCACCAAUCAACACAGUGAAGACAACAACCUCAUCUCCAAGCACAGGAUCCGCAACAGCGAUAAAAACGACGAUCCUUACCUCUUCAAGUCCUCAGACUAUUUCCGAAGGUGCAUUCGUGUCUGUGACAAAUGCACCAAUCAACGCAGAGAAGACAACAACCUCAACUACAAGCACAGGCACAACUUCAAAGACAUCAACAGUUCCUAACCUCACAAACUCAACACCAAUAACCACAACAAGCAUAUUAACUACAACAACAACAGCAGCAAUAAUAUUAACAAGCCAGUCUUCCACAGCAACAGUAGCCAAAACGCCAACAACAGUCACACGAACCACAACAAUAACGACA
Messenger RNA from Petromyzon marinus (sea lamprey), 6364 nucleotides. NCBI's taxonomy places the organism in Eukaryota, Metazoa, Chordata, Hyperoartia, Petromyzontiformes, Petromyzontidae. The record is from RefSeq and is a predicted model, not a curated record.